This is a messenger RNA of Calidris pugnax (ruff), 2439 nucleotides long. RefSeq names its product cell division cycle 23 (gene CDC23). The coding region runs from base 20 to 1780 and encodes 586 amino acids. Gene Ontology annotation, biological process: cell division. NCBI's taxonomy places the organism in Eukaryota, Metazoa, Chordata, Aves, Charadriiformes, Scolopacidae. Gene Ontology annotation, cellular component: anaphase-promoting complex. Gene Ontology annotation, molecular function: protein binding. The transcript is spliced from 16 exons. The record is from RefSeq and is a predicted model, not a curated record.
CGGGCGGCGCGGUGGCGGCAUGGCGGCGGCAGCGGCGGGCCAGGCGGCGGGCGGCGGAGACUUCUCGGACCUGCGGGAGAUCAAGAAGCAGCUGCUGAGCGUGGCGGAGCGGAGCCGCGAGCGCGGGCUGCAGCACAGCGGGAAGUGGGCCUCCGAGCUGGCCUUCGCCCUGGACCCUCUGCCGCUGAGCGAGCUGCCGCCGCCCCCGGCGCUCACCGAGGAGGAUGCUCGCGAUCUGGAUGCUUACACGUUAGCCAAGUCUUACUUUGAUCUAAAGGAAUAUGACAGGGCUGCCUAUUUUCUGCGGGGCUGCAAGAGUCAGAAAGCUUACUUCUUGUACAUGUACUCCAGAUACCUGUCAGGGGAAAAGAAGAAGGAUGAUGAGACAGUGGAUAGUUUGGGACCUCUGGAAAAAGGACAGGUGAAAAAUGAAGCUCUACGAGAAUUGAGAGUUGAACUCAGCAAGAAACACAAGGCACGGGAACUGGAUGGAUUUGGCCUUUAUCUGUAUGGUGUGGUGCUGCGGAAGCUGGACCUGGUGAAAGAAGCGAUAGAUGUGUUCGUUGAAGCUGCCCACGUCUUACCUUUGCACUGGGGAGCCUGGCUGGAACUUUGCAACUUGAUUACGGAUAAAGAGAUGUUGAAGUUCCUGUCCUUGCCAGAUACAUGGAUGAAAGAAUUCUUUCUUGCACACAUUUAUACUGAGCUGCAGCUGAUAGAGGAGGCUCUGCAGAAGUAUCAGAGUCUCAUUGAUGCAGGAUUUUCCAAAAGCACUUACAUCAUCUCUCAGAUUGCAGUUGCCUACCACAACAUCCGAGAUAUUGACAAAGCUUUAUCCAUCUUUAACGAGCUAAGGAAACAAGAUCCUUACAGGAUAGAAAACAUGGACACUUUCUCCAACUUGCUGUAUGUGAGGAGCAUGAAGCCCGAGUUGAGCUACCUGGCUCACAAUCUGUGUGAGAUAGACAAGUAUCGUGUUGAGACCUGCUGUGUGAUUGGGAAUUAUUAUAGCUUGCGUUCCCAGCAUGAAAAAGCAGCACUGUAUUUCCAGAGAGCCUUGAAAUUGAAUCCUCGUUAUCUGGGAGCCUGGACACUCAUGGGACAUGAGUAUAUGGAAAUGAAGAACACAUCUGCAGCUAUCCAGGCUUACAGACAUGCAAUAGAGGUGAACAAAAGAGACUACAGAGCAUGGUAUGGCUUGGGCCAAACCUAUGAAAUCCUCAAAAUGCCAUUUUACUGUCUCUAUUAUUACCGACGGGCCCACCAGCUCAGACCAAAUGACUCUCGUAUGCUGGUUGCUCUAGGAGAAUGCUAUGAGAAACUCAAUCAGUUGGUGGAAGCUAAAAAGUGCUACUGGAGAGCUUAUGCUGUGGGAGACGUGGAGAAAAUGGCACUGGUAAAACUGGCAAAGCUGCACGAACAGCUGAAUGAAUCUGAACAGGCAGCUCAGUGCUAUAUCAAAUACAUCCAGGAUAUCUAUUCCUGCGGGGAGCUGGUGGAGCAUGUGGAGGUGAGCACUGCCUUCCGCUACCUGGCCCAAUACUACUUCAAGUGCAAACUCUGGGAUGAGGCCUCGGCUUGUGCUCAGAAGUGCUGUGCGUUCAAUGAUACUAGAGAAGAAGGAAAGGCCCUGCUGCGGCAGAUCUUACAGCUUCGCAACCAAGGAGAAACCUCAUCCACAGAUAUUGCUGCUCCCUUUUUCCUCCCUGCGUCACUGUCGGCCAACAACACUCCCACACGCCGUGUCUCCCCACUCAACCUCUCUUCUGUAACACCGUGAACAAUGCUGGUACUUCUAACCCCUGUGCUGAGUGGGACAUUGCAGAUGGGGCUUGCAACCACCUGCUUCUUUCCAGUGACAUUUCUACGUCCAUUGUUGCCUUCACAUUGAGGGGUCAGAGUUGUUGGAGCCCACAGCUGCAGAUGGAGUGCCCAGCAGGCAAAGGUGCAGCUGAUGGAAGAUGCCUGUGCUGAGACGUGAGAACCUGCUUUUCUCACCGAGUCAUUACAGUCAGAGGGCAGACAUGUUCCAAGAGACAGGACUACUCAGAACCGAGGGACUGGGAAGAGCUUGUUUGCUUGAGUUCAAAUAUAUUUGAAGUUUGAUUCUGCCCUGUUACCUCUGGUCGUUACUGAACUUCUUUGGAUGACCUCUUAGUGGUGUCAUUGCUGUCUGCAUUGGAAACUGUUACUGCCUGGCUACCUGAGGACUUCUGCUUGUCUUAAACUACACAGAAGAUGUUCUAUGAAAGCAGUAGGUACAGGCACUUAGAUAUAGGUGCCCUGUUGGUGUUGAAGGACUGAGAAGUGUCAGAGGCAUUCCAAGUAGCCACAGAUGGCAGCUGUUUGCCAUUCUGUCUGUGGAUCUGAUGGAUACUGUGGCUUUCAGUAGAAGAGCAGCCAGUGGGAUAGCACAAUUAAAAACUAAUGGUUAAGUUA